GGUUGACAUAGCUCACAUAUCUGAACAUGGUCAGCAUCCAUUUUGUACAUAAACCGACAAACAGUUGACUUAAAUUUACAAAUAUUUUAGAUACAAACUUGGCGUGGGGAGCAAGUGCUAAUGCAGAGCUGAAAAAUUCACUCCCCAUUUUCCUAUAACUCGGUUGAAAGAUGAUUCCAUAUAAUCCGAUCAAAGCUACCAUCUUCUCCCAAUCACAGCACCAAUUUGAAACACCCAUUGUUUUGAUUUUGAGGAAAGGAAAAGCGCCAUGGAAGAAGGUGAAUUCAAUUCUAGAGAGAAGAAUAUGGUGGGGGAAGGAUCAGAAGUAGCUGGUGAUGAGGAGAUAAUAGAUUGUUCUGAUGAUGAACAUCAAAUGUUCGAUGAAAUGCCUGUUCGAGUUCGACAUUUUUAUUUUGUCAAGGUUUUGCCACUUGAGAACCCAAAUUUAGAUGCCAUGAUCAAGAAGGCUGAAGAGAUGAUAGACAAAAUGAAUCGAGACCAAGUUCUGCUGGCCCCGAAGAUAAGGGAAAAGAUGAUGGAUCGUGACACGUUGCGCUCAAAAUUGAGCUGGGUGAAGAACUAUGAUUAUUAUGGACUCACCCUGAAAUGGCAAAAAGAGAGAUUGGACAUCCUGCAUCUAUCACUAGACAAACUAACUUUCGCAAACAACGCAUAUAAAGGGAAGCCGGUUAACUCGUGCUUGUCGUCAGGGGAAGUUGAUAAGCAAAAACUGUCUUUCUUGAUGCUUCAUGGCUGUAAAAACAUGGCUGAUGAGAGAAAGCUAUUAAGGGAAGUCAAUGCAUGCCAAGGGAAGGAUGGUGGCAUGACAUUGGAAGAACUCCAUGCUCCUAUUCAGCGCUUGCGACAACAAUUGUCCAUUAAAUACGUGGGGCGUACAGAAACCGAUGAAGAUGCUCGUAAACAAGCCAUUCUCAAAGACAUAAAACAACAUGAAGUUAAUAGGGAGAAAGCCAUUGCUAAUGCUGUAGUGAAAGGAAAAUUGUGGAACUCUCUAGUCUCAAAAGAGUCCCUUAAAGAAGAAAUACUCAAAAACAGUUCAUACGAACUAAGGGAAAGACAGAGAAAAGUAAAUGCCGAAAUUAGGAAGGUAAAUGUAGAACUUGAGAAGGUAGAAAAAGAUAUACGUUCUCUACAAAAGCUCUUCACAGAUGCAAAUCGCAAAAAAGAUGGAGCAUACAACACCAUUCUUAGACUGAAGAAGCAGUAUGGGGAGGAGAAUGCUUCCUACUACCAAUACCGUUCCCUCAUGAAGAAAGUCGAAUCACUUGCUCAGAAGAAAGACAUUGCAGCAAUUCAAGAAUUAUCUCAAAUACAGGUUGAACAGUUUAUGAAGCAGUGGAAUGAUAACCUGGAUUUCAGAAACGAUUACAAAAAGAGAGUCGUCCCGUCCUUAAAAAACCAACAUCUUGGUUUCGAUGGGAGGAUGAUCACCAACCAGAAGCCAGCAGUUGAGGACACUCGAAAAGUUAUUAAACCAGAGGCACUUUCUAAAUCUAGAUUGAAAUGGUUGAUGAAAGAUCUUGAGGAUCCCUCAGAACUUCUUUCUUGAUGAAACUAAUGCAAUAAAUGUUUGUUCCCUUCCCUUUGCACAUAUGCUUGAAGUUUCAGCUUUCAUCCAUUUGUUGCUUAAAAUCUCCAUUUCUGUAAGUAUUUUUCUGUUCGAUCAUGUUCAAAAGUGUUCUUAUUGGAGUGGGUUAUAGAGCUCAUAGUAUCUUUCUUUGAGGUCAUUGUCCCUUGGUUUGGAAAGGCAUUAAUUCAAAUGAAAAACCAACCAAUGUCAACCUAAAGAAUAUCCGUCGGGUAUGACAUCAAUAUUGGGGUUUGAUUUAU
This is a messenger RNA of Benincasa hispida (wax gourd), 1851 nucleotides long. Lineage: Eukaryota; Viridiplantae; Streptophyta; Magnoliopsida; Cucurbitales; Cucurbitaceae. The record is from RefSeq and is a predicted model, not a curated record.